Molecule: messenger RNA, 2130 nt
Organism: Suricata suricatta (meerkat)
Lineage: Eukaryota; Metazoa; Chordata; Mammalia; Carnivora; Herpestidae
Gene: CH25H
Product: cholesterol 25-hydroxylase
Exons: 1
Coding region: 800-1612 (270 amino acids)
Biological process (GO): sterol biosynthetic process; cholesterol metabolic process
Molecular function (GO): iron ion binding; C-4 methylsterol oxidase activity; steroid hydroxylase activity
Source: RefSeq, a predicted model, not a curated record
CACCGCGCCUCCCCGUCCGGGUGGCGGGUCGGGGCGCCGCGCGCGCCGCGGAGAAACGACCCGACGCCCGGGGGAGUCCGCGGCUGUGGGUCGGGAGCUUGCGGUCGGCGGGCGGGGAGAGUCCCUCUCGGAGAUUCUGGAACCGCGAAGGUUCUGGUCCAGCCCGCACCCGGGACUCUGACUUCCUGCGCUGGUGGCCGCUUAGCGCGGUAACCAGCGGAAGGUUACUUCGCAGCUGGUUAGAUCGAUAGCAGAUGUGCAGACAGAAAAGACCCGAAAUACAGAAGCUACGUCUCUUUGAAAGUUUUUUUUUUUUUAAAGAUGCAAUGAUACUUGCCUCUUUAUGAAAGCACGCGGGCGCAAUUCUAUGUAUGCAUUUAAAAAAUACAAGUACUUCUGCACUGAUUGCAAAGGCGCUCUUUAUCGAGGUGACGGAAAUAUUCCUUAUCUCCUCUGUGGGUCAUGAUGACACAGAGGAAUUAAGUUGUAUGGUAAAAAAAAAAAAAAAAAAAAAGCCCCAAACCACCGAAAACCCGGAACAUAAAGGUGCAUGCAUGCGAAAAGUUAUUCAGUAACACUGCACACGACGCACAUGAAGGGGACCGAGGUGCAGCCGGAGACGCGUGUUGGUGCCACUAAUCGCGGCUCCCAAGGGUUAUUUAUGUUCCAAGCCGGGAGCGGCUUAUUGAGCGAACGCCACGGUGCCUGACGUCACCCGGAGGGGCGGGGCCGCGGCUUGGGGCCGCAGAGAAAAGGCGGCGGGACCCGAGCGGUCGCAGCUGCCUGGCACGGCCUCGGCAUGAGCAACUACAACGCGUCCGAGUUCCAGGUCCUCUGUAGCCCCGGCCGGCUGUUCCUGCAGCCGCUCUGGGACAGCCUGCGGGCCCGGGAGGCGCUCCUGCUGUCGCCCUUCUUCCCGGCCGCCUUCUCCAUCUGCACCUACCUGGGCUGCUGCCUGCCUUUCGUGCUGCUGGACGUGCUGUGCCCCUGGGUGCCCGCGCUGCGGCGCCACAAGAUCCACCCGGACUUCGCGCCUUCAGCGCGGCAGCUGCUGCCCUGCCUGGCGCAGACCCUUUACCAGCACGCCGUGUUCGUGUUCCCCGUGACGCUGCUGCACUGGGCCCGCAGCCCGGCCCCCCUACCCCCCGAAGCCCCCGGGCUGCUGGAGCUGGUGCGCCACGUCGGCUGCUGCCUGCUGCUCUUCGACGCCGAGUUCUUCGCGUGGCACGUGCUGCACCAUCGGGUGCCCUGGCUGUACCGCACGUUCCACAAGGUGCACCACCAGAACGUGGCGUCGUUCGCGCUGGCCACGCAGUACAUGAGCGUCUGGGAGCUGUUUUCCCUGGGCUUUUUCCACCUGCUGAACGUCACGCUGCUGGAGUGCCACCCGCUCACCGUGCUGGUCUUUAACGUGAUCAACAUCUGGCUGUCGGUGGAGGACCACUCGGGCUACGACUUCCCGUGGUCCACGCACAGACUCGUGCCCUUCGGCUGCUACGGCGGCGUGGAGCACCACGACCUGCACCACUCGCAGUUCAACUGCAACUUCGCCCCCUACUUCACGCACUGGGACAAGCUGCUGGGGACCUUCCGGUCCGCACACGGCAAGUGACGCGCGCGCCCCCCCCCGGCGGGGUGGGUGCCCUUGGCACCCUGGGCACUUAGCACUUGAAUCAGGACAGACGCACCUGAGCCUUUGUGUUGUUUUGUUUUUGUAAGUAAUUUAUUACCUGAUGGAGAUUUGUGGGUAAAGUCUGAUAUAUUUUCACAGCCUGACCAAGUAAUUUAUAUUGUUUUUGUGUACUGAGGAUUGGACUCGGAGUCGAAUUCUAGCUCACUUCGGAAGCCUUAAUUCUCGGAUAUGUUAGACACUCAUCAUUGGCAUAUUUAAAUCAUCUCUAAAGUGACUUGUUUGUAGGACAAGGACUUUCUUAUUUUUGAAAGUGUCACAGAAAUAGGCUAAACGAACAUAUUUUUAUGGAGACUGAGCAAUGAAACAUAUCCCUGCUGGACAGUGAUCACAGUCAUUGUACUUUCCCCCUGUUUUUUUCAUGUAACUGUAUAUUUAUAUUGAACGAAAUGUUAUUUGUGCCUUAAAAAUGAAAAAAAAAUCCAACCUAAAUCAUACAA